AUUUCAGUCCAGCCACCACCGUCCUUUCCCCGCACACAAUGUUACCUCGACAUCUACUCGCCCUCUCCUUUAGUCUUAUAUUAGAUUCCCUUGCGUAUGCAUCCCAAUCGCCCUCCUUUCUUUCCGAGCCCGUCGUGCGGAAGGACCAGGUGCAGAACGUUCUGGAGCAUGAGCCGGUGAAGGAAGCGGUCUGCGAGAACCAUCUUACAGGUCCUAUAGAGACGACCCUCUGCGACUACGAGACGAUUGAAAGCGUUAACGACGAGCUUUUCAAUCAGUUGCAUUCACUGGUCGAGACGCCAUUCUUCAAAUACUUCCGGGUUGACCUCUACCGUGACUGUCCGUACUGGGAGGAGAAUGGUUUCUGUGCCAAUAGAGAAUGCGGUAUCACAACAGUAGACGAGAGUGAAAUCCCAGAGAGGUGGAGGGCAGCGGCUCUCAGUAAAGUUGAGAUGCUUUCGCAAGGCGAGGGGAUCCGACUUCCUGGCUGCUACUACCGCGACUCCGACUAUUGCUUCCUCGAUGAUCCUACAGACGGCGAGUAUGUAGAUCUAACGCUGAACCCCGAGCGUUUUACGGGCUACAUCGGGCCGUCCGCGCACCGAGUGUGGUCUGCCAUCUACUCGGAGAACUGUUUCGGUCUGUCGCAGCACGCUGUGUUAAAUGAACCUGUGCCGGACAUCACGCGUGCGGACGGAGAGUGUCUUGAGCAGCGUGUUUACUACAAGAUCAUCUCGGGUCUGCAUACGAGUAUCUCGACGCACAUUUGCCAUGACAUGAUGGACCAGAGCACCGGACAAUGGGGCCCAGACCUCCAGUGCUUCAUCAACCGCGUAGCGGCAUAUCCGGAGCGACUCCAGUACCUCUAUUUCGAUGUCGUACUUCUCCUGCGUGCAGUAGCGCGCCUCGGCCCAUACCUAUCUGCAUACGACUACUGUGGUACAGAUGACCACGAGAAAGGCGUGCAUUUGGAGACACAUCAAAGACUCGGGCGAGUGAUCGACGUCGCGACUGCGGUCGGCAAGUUCGACGAGACUGUACUCUUCCGCGGGGAGAAUGCAAACAUGUUGAAGGAGGAGUUCAAGGACCACUUCCGUAACGUGACGCGGAUAAUGGACUGCGUUGGGUGUGACAAGUGCCGUCUCUGGGGCAAGGUGCAGACGAUGGGCGUCGCCACCGCGCUGAAGGUGCUCUUCCAGUUAGAUGAGAAGACAUUAGAUCCGUCGGCGAACCCGAACCUCCUCCAGCGCUCAGAAGUCGUCGCGCUCAUCAACACCCUCCACCGGUUCUCGGAGAGCCUCGCCGCGGUGAACGAUUUCCGCAGGUUAUGGGCGGCAGCGAACGCGCAGGACGAAGAGCGUAUGAUUGAAGCGGCGGCAUCCGCCGCCUCCGGGCCUCCCAGGUCACUCCACUCGCCCGUCGCGGGGAAGGACACCGCACCGGACAUGUUCCUCGCCGAUCUGCUGGUGUGGCUACGGGCGUGCAGGGACGGGACCGUCGGCUGUGUACAGGGGCUGCUGGAGGGCCUCCGGAGCGCGGUCGACCACGUCGCGUCGCUCUUCGAGAUCUCGGGCAAGGAUCAGGGCCCGAGGAGCGACCUCUGAGAACGGUUGCGCAUCGUGGGGCACCGCGUACACGUGUACUAUCUAUAGUCUGAGGGACUGUAUAGCAGUAAUAAUGGACUUCGCUUGUGUGGCUAUUCUGACUGGAAGAUACUCACUUACGGAAGCCGCGCGCUAAGGCAGAUGAAUAGCGCACAAGGACGAUCCAUUCUCGGGUCGGGCUGUGCGAAUAUGCAAAUCAUCAGGUACCGCCCUGGUCGUGGCGAGAGUGGUCGGGUGCGCGACGUUGUAUGCGUUGUAGGCGUCGGACGUCGCUGGCCACGUUGGAGGAUAUGUGCUGUGUGCUGGUGCACGCAGAGCAUGGGGGACCUUCGAGCGGGACGAACGACAGCGGUUGCCAAGAUGGGAGAAACAUUGUGACGGAGGAUGUGCCUGUGACGGGAGGGCAGCGUGACCGUGACAAGCCCGGCGGGAUGGGCGCGUGGGAGGCAGCGACGACCAACGCCC
Messenger RNA from Rhodofomes roseus, 2069 nucleotides. RefSeq names its product endoplasmic oxidoreductin. The record is from RefSeq and is a predicted model, not a curated record. Gene Ontology annotation, cellular component: endoplasmic reticulum; endoplasmic reticulum membrane. Gene Ontology annotation, molecular function: FAD binding; thiol oxidase activity; protein-disulfide reductase activity. NCBI's taxonomy places the organism in Eukaryota, Fungi, Basidiomycota, Agaricomycetes, Polyporales, Fomitopsidaceae. Gene Ontology annotation, biological process: protein folding in endoplasmic reticulum. The transcript is spliced from 11 exons. The coding region runs from base 39 to 1604 and encodes 521 amino acids.